UUGUUUUAUUCACAUCAGAAGAAGUUCGCAAUGGUACAGUUGAUAAACCACUACCAUUCAGCAGUUAUUUACCAUUUGAUAAAAACUACUACUAUGGAACUAGUUUUACACUUCAUUUCUUUGCUGGUGUUAUGGGUGGAUUCCUCACUGGCACUACAGAUAUCUUUUACUGGGCGUUAAUGAUUUUUGCCAUUGGACAAAUCAAAAUUUUACAGUACAAGUUUAAAAAUUUAGGUAAACAUGCUCUGGCGCUAAUGGACAAGAGUAAAAUGAGCAGUGAUGAAGCCGUUAACCAUUGCAUGAAGAAAUGUAUCAUUUUACAUCAAAUUAUUAUCAAUUACGUAACGGAUGUGGACGACUUGAUGAAGCCGUUGAUGCUGAUGGAUUUUGCAAUUUGCUCCAUGUUAAUUAGCGUGGUUGGAAUUCAAGUUAUCGUCAGUGGAUUUGGCAUUGCACAGGUUUCUAGUCUUCAAUAUUUGUCAAGUAUAAUGGGGCAGUUAUUUUUGUUUUAUUGGCAUGCAAAUGAAAUAAUUCUUGAAAGUUUAGACGUGUCUAUUGCAAUUUGGGAAGGACAAGUCUAUUCGUAUCCGUUAAAUGUACAAAAAUCAUUGCAAUUUGUUAUGCUGCGAGCGCAAAAACCAUUGACUUUGAAUGUUGGACCAUUUUAUGCGAUGUCUACUACAACUGCACUUUCGGUUUUACAAGCGGCGUAUUCGUAUGUUGCUUUGAUGCGUCAAGCGUACAGUUAAAUGAGAUUUUGAAAGAUUUAAUAUUAAAAAAAUUAAUAUUAGGCUGUAUGAUUUUAAAUGUAUGAAGUAUGUGGGAAAUUAUUUUUAUAUUUUUAAGCACUUUAUGAUAAAUUAUAUUUGUGUGCAAUUAAUUACAUUUACUUUGUGUUUUGCACCUAUUCAGAAGUGCGUUUGAUAUUAUUUCAUGUUAUGCCAAUAGUUACGAAACGAUCGUUACCACUAAAAAGGAACUGUUGAUGUUGACAUAUUUUGUAACAUGUUACACAUAUAAUAUUUCCGAAAUUAACAUAUUUUGAUUUAAUUUAUAAUUUUUAGUACUAAUAUACU
Messenger RNA from Dalotia coriaria, 1076 nucleotides. RefSeq names its product odorant receptor Or2-like. The transcript is spliced from 5 exons. Lineage: Eukaryota; Metazoa; Arthropoda; Insecta; Coleoptera; Staphylinidae. The record is from RefSeq and is a predicted model, not a curated record. Gene Ontology annotation, molecular function: olfactory receptor activity; odorant binding. Gene Ontology annotation, biological process: detection of chemical stimulus involved in sensory perception of smell; sensory perception of smell. Gene Ontology annotation, cellular component: plasma membrane. Bases 132 to 749 code for a protein of 205 amino acids.